AUGGUGAAGUCUUUGGAAGGCCUAACGGGCGAGGAAAUCGCCGACAUCGCUUACGCCCAAAAUUCUAUCCCACCUUCAGGCCUAGGCGCAAUAUGCGAGGUUCUAAUUUACGUUUUUGGUGUCAUUUGCACUAUCGUGGUAUUACUCAGAGUCUACGUUCGGAUGUUCAAGAUCCAGAACGAUGUCAAAUGGCGACUAAAUGACUACUUGGCUGUGGUUGGGUUUCUUCCAUACAUUCCAGCAGCAGUCCUCGGAGCAUUAUCAGUCCACUAUGGCGUCGGCGCAACAGACGCGUACCUCGACAAAUUCGAAAUGCGAAACUUCAUCACUGUCCGUGGUAUGGAAUACCUGAUUUUGUACGAACUCAUAUACUACGCGUCCUCGACGAUAACGAAAUUCGCCAUCGCAGUCACGAUCUUAUACAUAUGUGUCGAGAGACGAUAUAAAUACAUUAUGUAUGGGAUCAUGUGUAUCAUGACUGUCACUGCUGCUAUAUGCGUGGUAUGGUUCUUCGUCAACUGCAUUCCUUUCCAGGGGUACUGGAAUCCUGGCGCAGGCGAAUGCAAGUCUGCGGAUGGGUUUUUAAACCUGAGCUACGUUGGCACAUCUGCGCAAGUGGCCAGUGACUGGGCUUGUGCACUGACGCCUUUCUUUAUCGUCUAUUCGUUACAGAUGACGAGACGGAGUAAGAUCGCAGUCGUCGGCAUCCUGGGGCUUGGUGUAUUGGCUAGUAUUGCUGCUCUUAUGCGCAUUAUUUCGUACCAGUACAUCGAUAUACGGAAGUACCCUAAGGACCACAUGGUUUCCCAGAGUCGACUUCUUUUAUGGUCGAUCCUAGAAUCCAGUCUCGCCAUUAUUGCUUGCUCAUUACCCGCGCUCAAAGUCUUUGGCGGCUGUCUAGUCAAGUCGAUGAAUCGCUCCAAAGGAACACCUAGACCAAAGUUGGGAUACAAUGACCCGACUCCGAUGAACUCACUUGGCCCAAGCGGCCAUGCACGGACUACAGUGUCUGUAAGAGGAAAUUGGGACAGGCUCCAUGAUGAUGACUCAAGUGCAAAGCAUAUCAUGGUGGAGAGUCAGAUUCACGUGGAUAGCAGUUAUCGACAAGGGUCUUGUAGAGCGCCGAGUAUCGCCUAG
Messenger RNA from Fusarium venenatum, 1137 nucleotides. RefSeq lists its product as uncharacterized. The record is from RefSeq and is a predicted model, not a curated record. NCBI's taxonomy places the organism in Eukaryota, Fungi, Ascomycota, Sordariomycetes, Hypocreales, Nectriaceae.